This is a messenger RNA of Eurytemora carolleeae, 2732 nucleotides long. RefSeq lists its product as uncharacterized. Lineage: Eukaryota; Metazoa; Arthropoda; Copepoda; Calanoida; Temoridae. The transcript has 13 exons. The coding region runs from base 134 to 1687 and encodes 517 amino acids. The record is from RefSeq and is a predicted model, not a curated record.
UCUUAUUUGUUAAUGUUCGUGAUAAACACUUUAGGAUUCUGAACUGUGCCCGCUUCCAUCUGUGAACAGUUUCCACGUCAGAAAUGUGACGACAAGUUCAGUGUUAAUUGCCUGGGAUAGUAAAGAUAGUAAUAUGACAGGAUUAAAAGGUUUUCUUGUUGCAUAUCACAGGCUUGAUCAGAACGAUGUGGUUAAAAAAUAUAAGGUGAACCCAACUACCCGAAUGUUCCGACUGUACAAUUUGAUGGAUGACAGUGUGUAUCUAGUUUGUAUAAUUACACAGGGGAGCUCGUACACUGAUUAUGAUUAUGUGGAUGAUUAUGGGGAACUACUUCGUCUUGAAAGAGAUGUUGAUGAUACUCUGGAGCUGGAUGUACCAUACUCGGACCAACGAGUCCUCUCAUACGAAGAGGAGGAAGGAUUUGAUCUGGGCGGGGGACCAGGUUCUGAUCUUGAAAUACCGAGCUCCAAUGAUACAAGAUAUCUCAUACUUAAACCAACAAUACUUAAUCUAGACUCGAAAAGCUCCAGGUGUAACAAGAUCAAGACCCCUCUGGAUCCAAACAAGGUUAAGAUGAUUGACAAUAAGCAGUUGAGUGCUGUUAUUGGAUGCUCUUCAGGACUCAUGAUCUUCUUCUGUAUUAUCAUCAGCAUUAUCGUCGCCAAACCCAAGCGAGCGGACGAUGAAGACGAAGUAAUUGUUCCAAAGUCGUCUUCACUCUCUGACUCGUACAAGUCUCCAUCAACCAAGAGCCGGAAUGGUUCCCUGGGACCUAAUUACGAUAAAGCUUCUUCACAGACCUCAAGCUUAAACAAACUCAACGGAACUGAAAUCAGAAAGGGAGACACUGGCACUCUGCAAAGACGACCUACUGGAAGUAGACAAGUGUCACCUAGUGGCAGAAACUUGGAUAAACCGGUUUCCCCUGCAGCGCGUGGUCUAGAGCCAGGGCGGAGCGUGGAUACAGGACGGAGAAGUCUAAGGAAUGGGCUUUCUAAGCAGAGUUCAACAGAAUCUGGGCCUCCCAGUCAUAAAAUAUCGAGACAGGGUUCAGAAACAAGCCAAACCUUGAAGCGGCUCGGAAACAGACAAAGUUCGGAAUAUCUUAACACCCCGAGAGGAAAACCAGGACAGCCUAGAUCCCCUCAUCUAGGACUAAACCAGGAUUUGGAGCUCAGAGAACGCAGUUCAGAACAGGAACUAAGAUUGUUUGAACAGGACGUACUUAGUGAUGAUAUAGGACGUAUAUCCAGGAUGCAGGACGGUUCAACUAGUUUACCAAGGACAGGACCAAGACGUCCUGUAGGCCGUCGGGGGAUGGGAGAUAGGUUUUCAGGAACCCUACCAGGAUAUAAACUUGGAGGAAUACAAAGCGUCCUCCCGGGUUCGAGGCCGGGGGGAGGAGGAGGAGGGUUUCAUGAGAACCUGGAACCUGAUUGUAUACCUAUGAUAGGAUACAAUGAUAUUAAUUCUCCUCCCACCCUCAGGAUACCAACUCAACCCUGGAGGGCCGGACAGGGGGGCGUUCCUAACGGAGGAGGUCGACUUAGGUACCCAAGUGAGUCCCUAGGGGCCCGUCCUCGAUACCAGGACCCGGAGGAGGACGUGGAUUAUCUUCUAGAGGACAAGAGAACCAGCAGGACGGGAUAUAUUAAGUACAACUCAUUAUCAGCCGCUAAAUAUUAAAACUGCCAUUUCUUCAAUCAUAUAAAUAUGCAAUUAGUCUUUGUAAAUAUGCAUUUCUUUGAUCAUCGAGAGACAUAAUUUAAACAAGAUACAUGGACGGAAACUAGUUAAAGUAAUCUUUGGAAGGUUAGGCACUAAUUUUUGGAGUCAUACCGUUGACAUGAUGAGGCCAGAAAUCCUCCUUUAGAAUCCUAUUUUCAAGAAAUUUUUUUUUUAAAUUUUAAACCUGUAUACACCUUUCAGACAAGAUUAAAGACAAGUUUUACAAUAAAAAAAGAAAUAUUUUCCAGAUUCUUUAAAAAUCUAUGAAGAAUUGUGCUUUGUUUUGUUUUUGCAUCAUAUACUAACUUUUAUUUAAAGUAUUCAAAAUUUGUAAUGGCCUUACCUUAAUUAAAGGGAGUGUUCGCGAAAAAUUCAAGGGGAUAUAGGCUUACGGCAAAAUAAUCACUUUUGAUCGCUACUAAUCUUACUUCUUAUUUUUCGCCGUAUAAGCCCUUGUAUUUUUCGCAAACACUCCCUUUAAAUUUUAAGUCAGUUAUUGUUUAAGAUAAUUUGAUUAAGAACAGUACAGUUACAAUCACACGUUAGUCAGUUUUCUUUAGUUGAUUUAUAAAUAUUGAUUUUUCAAAUUGAUGAAUUUUUACAUUAUAAUGCAUUUAUGUGAAACUAUAUCUGUUCUUGGAACCUUUAUGUUGUGUGGGAACAAAACUGAAUUUUUAUAUUUAACAAAAAUCAAUCAGUUUUAAAAAAUAUUUGAAAAAAAAGGGAAAAUGUAUGUUGAAUUACUAAGCACAUGUUGAUUUUCAAGCAAUUUUGAAAGAUUUAGAUUUAAUAAGCUGUUGGAAGUCUAGAUAAUAUUAACUAACUAACUAUGGAAAGGAUUUAUGCAUUUUCUUAGUUUUCUCUUUUUCCGACAUUUUUUUCUUGAAUUUGUUAUGGAGUUGUCCUGCCAUGAAAACUCUAACUCUAGUAUCCCGAACUAUAAAUGUGAUAUUGAUAUUAUUUAUAAAAUGUUUAAUUGUUAGAAUACAAAUUCAAUUAUCUA